Cyclopterus lumpus (lumpfish) is the source of this 4556-nucleotide messenger RNA. RefSeq names its product olfactomedin-like 2Ba (gene olfml2ba). Gene Ontology annotation, biological process: signal transduction. The transcript is spliced from 8 exons. Bases 262 to 4041 code for a protein of 1259 amino acids. NCBI's taxonomy places the organism in Eukaryota, Metazoa, Chordata, Actinopteri, Perciformes, Cyclopteridae. The record is from RefSeq and is a predicted model, not a curated record.
UCAGCGCGCCUCCAGCAGCUCCGGCUGCUCCCUCGCUGACUGCACGGUUUCUCCGCAUUCACUGACAAUGAACACGAUGACAUCGCGCUGUAAAGCUUAAUCUCGCUAACUGAUGGCUCCUCUGGAUUAACCUCUCCUCUUGUUGGAGCCAGGAGUAGGCUAUGAUGUUUUCUUGGCAGCUGCAGUAAUUUGUGACAGGCUGUGCCUGCUUGCUCACUCGCAGCAUUACUUCUCUUGCCGGUGCUCCGUGGGCUUCACAGCAUGUAUAAGCUAUGCGUCGCCUUCGUCCUGUGCUGUGCGCUUUUUCCAUGGUGCUCUGCAGCGCCAAAGACCUGGGGUGCAGAUCCCAGGUCAGAAUUUGAGCGCGAGGCAGAGCAAGAACACAGGCGGAAGGAGGAGAUAGAUGGCCAGGAGAGCAUCCUCUCUAAGCUGCUGGGUGAUUAUGACAAAGUGAAAGCCCUCUCGGAAGGCUCUGACUGUCGGUGUAAAUGUGUUGUCAGACCCCUGAGCAGGAGCGCCUGCCGGCGGAUAGAAGAAGGGAGCGCCACUGCGCAGGACUUCUUCAGCGUGGAGGCUAUCACAUCUGGACCAGAGUGCAAGUGCGCCUGCAUCGCUCCUCCGUCAGCAGUCAACCCAUGCGAGGGAGAGUUCAGGCUGAAAACACUUAGGGAAGCUGGAAAAGAGAAUGUCAAGCUUUCCACUAUCCUCGAGCUGCUGGAGGGCUCCUUCUAUGGGAUGGAUCUACUGAAGCUGCACUCCGUUACCAAUAAGCUGAUGGAUCGCAUGGAAAACAUGGAAAAGGCAGUGGCUCUGAACUACACCACGGUUGAAGUGAAGCCCCAGGAGAGCCCUCAGAUCCAGGCAGAUGCGACUGAAGGCCCACCCACCCCCCCUCUGCACUGGCAUCCGGACCAGAAGAGACCAAGUGAAGCCAGCAGGACUGCAGCAUAUCAAGACCCAGAUGAACAGUAUGAGAAGAAGUUUAUUGGGGAAAACUCGUCCUUCCUAAAGACAGAUGGUUCUGCUCCGAUCGUUGAAGUUAAACCUCAGGUGACUCCCAGGAACGUGGCUCACAAGGAGGCGUCUCAUGUGCCGAAGACCGGCCCCAACGGAAUGAUCAUAAGAGGGAUGACUUUUUAUAAAUCGGAGCCAGAUCCGAUGGUGGCGGACGACGGGGAGCCUGGAGAGAACCUUUUUGAGUAUCAUGGAUUCAGUGGUGAUGGCCCAAUUGACAUCUUUAUUGAGGAGAAUCUCUUACAUCACAGUGUCCCUCACCCCAAGACGAGGACGGGGCCGAGAUCCUUUCAACCAAAGACAACCGGUCCUUUGCACGGUUUGACAAAGACCAGCCAAUCAGCAAAACCCAAAGAAGCUCAGCCCACUUCAAAAACUCCCAAUGAGUUCGUCAGUGCGGGUGGUGGAGCCACAUCGGUGGACGCGUCGACCGAUAUACAGAGUGACGCAUCCACAGCGAGGAGCGGCACGUUCGGACCAACCGCUCCCACACAGAGAGCCAGGACCACGGACGCCGCGCCUCAAACGGCUCAAAGAGUCACCGCUGGAAUCACUCGGGGGCCAAUCCCUGUGACGGCUGAGCCUUCUGGCACUUCUUCAAGCGUCACCGCCGAGGACACAACCACAACUACAAUAAACACAACCCAACCAUCCGAAAAUAACGCCACAAAAGAAGUCCUACCAGCAUUGACGACGAGGAAUAUACCAUCCACAGUGAUGGACAACUCUACCGGGGAGGUGAACGAACAAAUGCAAAUCAUUCCCAGCAGCACUGCAGCUCGCUCAACCACACAUACGCCAAAUACAGCCACAGAGGUUUUGGCUACCGUUCCAUCUUCCAGUAUAACCAUCACAACCCAUGCUGCCCCGACCUCAGCACCAAUACGCCGCACCGCAGCUCCAACACCGGAUACCUCCACACGGACUGCUGCCUCGACACCAGAAGAAACAACAGAAUCCACCUUCUUUUCAGCGUUGACUUUGCCUCCUACAACACAGAGACCGAUGACUUUGCCUCCUACCACACAGAGACCGAUGACUUUGCCUCCUACCACACAGAGACCAAUGACUUUGCCUCCUACAACACAGAGACCAAUGACUUUGCGUCCUGCCACACAGAGACCGAUGACUUUGCCUCCUACAACACAGAGACCGAUGACUUUGCCUCCUACCACACAGAGACCGAUGACUUUGCCUCCUACAACACAGAGACCGAUGACUUUGCGUCCUACAACACAGAGACCAAUGACUUUGCGUCCUACAACACAGAGACCAAUGACUUUGCCUCCUACCACACAGAGACCGAUGACUUUGCCUCCUACAACACAGAGACCGAUGACUUUGCCUCCUACCACACAGAGACCGAUGACUUUGCCUCCUACCACACAGAGACCGAUGACUUUGCCUCCUACAACACAGAGACCAAUGACUUUGCGUCCUACAACACAGAGACCAAUGACUUUGCCUCCUACCACACAGAGACCGAUGACUUUGCCUCCUACAACACAGAGACCAAUGACUUUGCCUCCUACCACACAGAGACCGAUGACUUUGCCUCCUACAACACAGAGACCAAUGACUUUGCCUCCUACAACACAGAGACCAAUGACAUUGCGUCCUACAAUACAGAGACCAAUGACUUUGCCUCCUACAACACAGAGACCGAUGACUUUGCCUCCUACAACACAGAGACCGAUGACAUUGCGUCCUACAACACAGAGACCAAUGACUUUGCCUCCUACAACACAGAGACCAAUGACUUUGCGUCCUACAACACAGAGACCAAUGACUUUGCCUCCUGCCACACAGAGACCGAUGACUUUGCCUCCUACCACACAGAGACCGAUGACUUUGCCUCCUGCCACACAGAGACCGAUGACUUUGCGUCCUACAACACAGAGACCGAUGACUUUGCCUCCUACCACACAGAGACCGAUGACUUUGCCUCCUGCCACACAGAGACCGAUGACUUUGCCUCCUACAACACAGAGACCGAUGACUUUGCCUCCCCACACGUUCCUGGCUUUUACCACACCUGUGACUACCCCUUCUUCAGCUGCCACCACCACCACCACGACCACUACCGCCACUACGACCAGCACCACCACCACCAGACGGGCUGCUCAAGUCAAACAAAAAUACAAAAUCAGCUGGGAAGAGGCAGAGGGGAAGGAGGGACACCCGGAAUUCGAAGAGCCGAUGCAAAGGCAGGAGGAAUCUCCCUCAAGGAAACCUGGGGAGUGUAUGGACACUUUGGCAACAAUUUCGGAGCCGGUAACUCACAACACCUACGGCCGGAAAGAAGGAGCGUGGAUGAAGGAUCCAAAGUCGGAUAAUAACAAAAUCUAUGUCACAAACUUCUUCUACGGAAAUAAUCUCCUGGAGUUCCGCAACCUGGAGGUUUUCAAACAAGGCCGUUUCACCAACUCAUACAAGCUUCCCUACAACUGGAUUGGCACAGGGCACGUGGUCUACGACGGGGCUUUCUACUACAACCGCGCCCUCUCCCGAGACGUCAUUAAGUUUGACCUGCGUCGGCGCUACGUGGCCGCCUGGACCAUGCUGCACAACGCGCUGCUCGAAGAGUCGUCAUCGCCGUGGGAGUGGGGCCGGCACUCAGAAGUGGACUUUGCCGUGGACGAGAGUGGCCUGUGGAUCAUCUACCCGGCACUCGAUGAGGAGGGCUUCUUUCAGGAAGUGAUUGUCCUGAGUCGACUGGACCCCUCAGACCUCAGCAUGGAGAGGGAGACCACCUGGAGAACCGGGCUCAGGAGAAACCACUACGGGAACUGCUUCAUCGUGUGCGGCGUCCUUUACGCUGUUGACAGCCACAACCAAAGGGACGCCAAACUGGAAUACGCCUUCGACACGCACACAAACACUCAGAUGACUCCCAGAAUGCCGUUCACCAACAACUACACCUACACCACGCAGAUUGACUACAAUCCCAAAGAGGGCGUUUUGUAUGCGUGGGACAACGGACACCAAGUCACAUACAACAUCAAGUUUGCUUAUGCAGACCCGUAGUUUUAUAAAAGUUAACUGUAUGGUUUGAAUGGAUUGUAGAUCAGUCCACACGGCCUUCAGUAUGGAGACCAAUGAGGGCCAAAUGUACAAAUAUACUGAAGGGUUUUGUGCUUUGUUUUGUUUAAAUAUGUAUCUGAAAUGAAUGAAACAAUGAGCUCGAUUUCUCAGUCAACACUUCAAGUUGUACUGUAUAUAUAUUGUUUUACUGUAAAAAAAAAAGAAAAAAGAAAGCCCUGUGAGAUAAAUUAACGUAGAAAGGUGUCGGAACCAGCUCACGUCUUGGCUCAAAUAAAGCUUUAACAAUUCACAUAACCAAUUCUUAGGAGCGCUAGUCUUUGAACAAAUCCCCCGAUUACAUGGAUAAAUUCCAUGUUUCUGUUUUAUACACGUGAUUUUUAUAUUUCAUUGUUCUUUGCAUAUGCCGCAGGUCGUCUGUGUGGUAACAUCACACCUUUGUCUUGGGAGAGCACUUACCCCAUGCUAAUCAGACUGCUUUUGAAGAAACGGCAAUAAAG